Triticum dicoccoides is the source of this 1258-nucleotide messenger RNA. RefSeq lists its product as uncharacterized. Bases 47 to 1258 code for a protein of 403 amino acids. The record is from RefSeq and is a predicted model, not a curated record. The transcript has 5 exons. Lineage: Eukaryota; Viridiplantae; Streptophyta; Magnoliopsida; Poales; Poaceae.
CGCCCCAUCCCGCGCCCUUCUCCCGCGAGCUUCGCGCGAAAUCGACAUGGAUGACCACCGGUGCAGCAUGCCCAACCGGCGGAUCCGAGCACCUACUCCUCCUCCUCCUCCACCUCCUCCACCUCAUCCGCCCCCUCCCAUUGUCCUUCGAGCUCCACCCCCCGUUCCAUCGACACAAGUCACACAAGGGUUGGAAGAUCUGAAAUUUGGGGGAAGUGAGGAGAUCUUGCAAGAAUUAGGUACCAACAAAAAUUGUGAUAGAGCUAGCUGGAAUCACAAAAUGAAGUCAUAUCUUAUUUGGCUCUUGAAAGAACAUGAUGUCCCAAGAUAUCGAACACAAAAUGCAUGGAGCAAAGAGGCUUGGAGAAGUAUUGUGAAUGCAUUCAAUAUAAAGUUUGGUUUAUCACUCACAGUAACGCAGAUAAAACAAAAGGAGCAGGAUCUGAAGAAAGAUUUUAAAGCUAUACAAGACUUGAUAUCUGAAAGUGGUUUCGGUUGGGAUCGUGAUAGAAUGAUGGUGGUUGCUCCGGACAGUGUUUGGGAAGCAUUAAAGGCCCGUAAGAAAAAAGAUUCAUUCCCAUACUAUAAUGAUCUAUUUGCUCUAUAUGAUGGGCGCUAUGCUCAAGGAAGGAGUUGUCGUGGCAUGGAUUAUUAUGCAAACAAGGCCAGAGAACUCUCUCAGGUCACUACAUCAUAUUCGCAACAGUUGGAAGGUCCCGAGGAGCAUCAUCGCUCACCUACACCGAACUUACCUGCUCCUAUGGAAUCGUGCAUGCAUAUUGAUACUGAAGAGGACAAUGGAAGCACUAAUUGGUUCUGCACCGAUGAUCCAUUACACCUAGAAGCUGUGAACUCAACUCAAGUGAAAGAUUCUGCAUUACAUGUUCAAUCAGAAGAUGCAAUACCAACACCAUUUUCUUCAAAGCAAACCCCACAUAUGUCGAUGGAACUUCCAGAAGACAUACGUAGAAAUUGUCAACCAUCUCAUUCUGCUCCUGAGCUUACUAGUGCUAAGAGGGGGAAAAGACAGAAGACUAAUUCUAGUAUUGAUGAUUUCCACGAGAGGUACCUGAGCCUCAAAAGAGAAGAGAUGGAACGGUUUGCAGCCAUCGAGGAGAGGAAAUUGGAGGAUCCCUAUAGCAUACAAAAAUGCAUUGCUGCACUUGAGGGGUUGCCGGAUUUACAAAUGGGAGAUAUACUAAAAGUUGACAGAAAUGUUCAAAAAGUUGACGGUGGAAGUAGUUCAGUAUGGAUAUAG